Messenger RNA from Drosophila takahashii, 1375 nucleotides. It is a transcript of the gene tpr, whose product is annotated as tracheal-prostasin. The record is from RefSeq and is a predicted model, not a curated record. Gene Ontology annotation, molecular function: serine-type endopeptidase activity. Gene Ontology annotation, biological process: proteolysis. NCBI's taxonomy places the organism in Eukaryota, Metazoa, Arthropoda, Insecta, Diptera, Drosophilidae.
CCGAUCAGUUCGCCGAGAGCCACGCGAGUCGGUGGUGUCGCUGUGGAGAAAGCCGGAAAAAGUCUAGAGAAAUGAGUCGAGGAGCCAGGUUGUGUCUGCUGCUGUUCUGCCUGCUUUUGGGCGGCACUCUGAAUCAGGCCAAGGCCCAGGAUCAAACAGUAGCCCAGAUUCAAGGAGUGUCCGCGAAUCAAGCGGCCAAUCCCCUGCUGAAACAAUCCCAGAACACCUUCAUCCAAUGGGUUCUCUCACUUUUGCCGCAACGUCCCGGAAGCUCGGACUCGGAAAAUGCCACCCUGGCCACGUUGAGCAGUAGUUCCCCUCCGAUGCCGGAGGCCUCAUCCACCACCUCAACCACCACACCGGCACCCUCGUCGAGCACAACAACCACCAGAAGGGCCACCACCCCGGCACCACCCACUCUGAAUCCACCGAGGAACUGCAGCGAUUGUGUCUGCGGAAUAGCCAAUAUACAGAAGAGGAUAGUUGGUGGUCAGGAAACCGAGGUGCAUCAGUAUCCCUGGGUGGCCAUGUUGCUCUAUGGCGGAAGGUUCUAUUGUGCCGCCUCCCUGCUAAACGAUCAAUUCCUCCUGACCGCCUCGCAUUGCGUCUAUGGCUUCCGAAAGGAGAGAAUCUCGGUGAGAUUACUCGAACACGAUCGCAAAAUGUCGCACAUGCAGAAAAUCGAUCGCAAGGUGGCCGAGGUGAUCACGCAUCCCAAGUACAAUGCCCGGAACUAUGACAACGAUAUAGCCAUCAUCAAGUUGGAUGAGCCGGUGGAGUUCAACGAGAUUCUCCAUCCCGUUUGCAUGCCAACGCCGGGCAGAAGUUUCAAGGGCGAAAAUGGCAUUGUCACCGGCUGGGGAGCUCUCAAAGUUGGUGGACCCACCUCCGAUACUCUUCAGGAGGUCCAAGUGCCCAUUCUAUCGCAAGAUGAGUGCCGAAAGAGUCGCUAUGGCAACAAGAUCACGGACAACAUGUUGUGUGGAGGAUACGAUGAGGGUGGCAAGGACUCGUGCCAGGGAGACAGUGGCGGUCCUUUGCACAUUGUGGCCAGUGGAACGCGAGAGCAUCAGAUAGCCGGCGUGGUUUCGUGGGGCGAGGGCUGUGCCAAGGCCGGUUAUCCUGGGGUCUAUGCCAGAGUCAAUCGGUAUGGGACCUGGAUCAAGAACCUCACCAAACAGGCUUGCCUCUGCCAGCAGGAGACCAAGAAGAUCAAGUAGCGACCAUCUGGCUAUUUCUGUAUCUUUUAAUAGUUAAAUACUCUUGCUUGGUGGGUUGGCGAAUUAUAGAGAAUGAGGGCAAAUUUUAUAUCUCCCCUACAAUGUGAUACUUCUCAAGGUCUUGGUAUUUUGAAUAUAUUUAUUACAAAAACGUU